Molecule: messenger RNA, 1500 nt
Organism: Cryphonectria parasitica EP155
Lineage: Eukaryota; Fungi; Ascomycota; Sordariomycetes; Diaporthales; Cryphonectriaceae
Product: putative benzoate 4-monooxygenase cytochrome P450
Exons: 5
Coding region: 1-1500 (499 amino acids)
Molecular function (GO): oxidoreductase activity, acting on paired donors, with incorporation or reduction of molecular oxygen; monooxygenase activity; iron ion binding
Source: RefSeq, a predicted model, not a curated record
AUGGACAUCUCUUUGACAAACGUUCAUCUUGGCGGCGUUGCUCUGCUUCUGGCAGUAGGAAUAUUUAUCAUCAAGAGCCUUCGAAGUCCUCUCAACAAGAUCCCCGGGCCAUGGCAUACGCAAUGGACGGGGUUGGUCUCGAGAUAUCAUUCAUGGAAGGGACACUUGCCCCCCUACAUACACUCCCUUCAUGAGGCAUACGGCCCCAUCAUCCGCACAGGACCCAAAGCAGUCUACAUUGCCGACCCAGCCGCCUACCACCAAAUGACCAGCGUCAAGAAUGAGUUCCUAAAAGAACCGCAGUUCUACUGGGCCCUCCACCCAGGCAUCUCCAACGUCUUCACCACUGUCCGGAUCGACGUGCACCGGCACUUCCGCCGCCUUCUCGCGGCCGGCGUGUCCGACUCUGGCCUCAGGGCGUUUCACAAACAGAUCGAGCCCAAGCCUCGCGCGGCCAUUGCAGGCAUGCAGGCAGAGAUGGAAACACGGGGGGCGGCGGAUGUGGCCAAGUGGUGGCAUCUUAUGACUUUGGAUGUCAUCUCCGAGCUGGCUUUUGGUGAGACGGCCGGGCUGUUGCAGCGUGGCGAGAAAGACGAAUUUGCUCGAGACCUAGAAGCCCUGGGCCGUGCCGCCUCCAUCCGAGUAGUUCUGCCCGAGCUCACCUGGUACCUGAUGCCCCGCUUCCCCAUCCCGCCCAAGUCCGCUGAGAACGCAAGACGCCUCCGCCAGCACGCCUCAGAAGCCCUCCGGCGCCACCAGCGCCUGACAGAGAACACUCCCGAAGGCGAGGUGCGGCCCACGCUGUUCUCCAAGCUGUACAAGGCCCGCGACGAGGACGCGCUGUCGUUUGAGAACCUCAGGGACAACGCGCAGGUGUACAUGACGGCUGGGACGGGCACGACGGCCACCUCGCUGACCUUUCUGGUCUGGAGCGUUUGUCGGCGGGAGGAUGUGCAGCGCAGGCUGGUGGCCGAGGUGCAGGGGCGGGUUGCUGCGCUGGCUGCUGCUGCUGGUGGUGGUGGGGGCGAGGACUUUGGCUACGAGGAUAUCAAGGACCUGCCGUACCUGAACUGUGUCAUCAACGAGACGCUGCGGCUGUUUAGUGUCGUGGCGGCCGGGAUGCCUCGUGUCGUGCCUUCAGGCGGUGCUACGCUGGUUGGGCAGUUCGUGCCCGCGGGGACCACGGUUUUGGCACAGUCUUACACGCUGCAUCGUAAUGGGAGGGUGUUUCCGCGGCCUGAGGAGUUUUUGCCUGAGAGAUGGGAGAAUCCUAGCAAGGAGAUGAAGGAUUCAAUAAUUGUCUUUGGCGGUGGUUCGCGAGUCUGCAUUGGCCAGCAUCUAGCUAUGAUGCAGAUGCGUCUUGCGACCUGUCGUUUCUUCCAUGCCUUCCCAGAGGCCAAGGUUUCGCAGAGGGAGGGCAUGAGCGAUGCGGAUAUGGAUGCGUCUUUCUAUGUGCUCCUGUCACCCAAGGGCAGGAGAUGUCUGAUCGAAGCCUGCUGA